CAAACAGACGCAUUCCGGUGUUGCUUCCGUCCUACUACCACUAUGGAUUUCGUCCAAGGCCUUGAUCCAUCAAAACUUCUCCUUGGCGGGGCGGUCUUGUCUUUUACCGUAUCUGCGUUUUCAGCACCAUUCUAUAAUUUCCCUCUCUUCCUCUAUGGGCUAUAUGGACAAGAGAACACCGAAUCUGUUUCAGCUCUACAGAACUUCACAGGCUUCUUGGCUGGCUCGAUGCUCUGGGAUAUCGUAUGGAUGGCUAAUCAUGGACAAAAUGGGUUCAUCAAGUUCUUGAGCAUUCUUCUCCUCAUUCUAAAGAUUCCGACCCUUGCUGCCUGUGGACUUGCAGUUCGCCAGCGAGGAGCGACAUUUGGAGGACUAGGUCUGCGUGGGAAUGAUUUGAGCGGCCCUACUGUUUGGUCUAUGCCUGGAGGCUUCACUUCAACAGGAAGAGACGGGUAUCAGAAUUUAGACGAGGAAGCCGCAAUUCCAGCCGCGCCACGAGGACCAGCUGCCGUACCGCAUCGUCCAUCCAAUCCAGCGUCGCCGCCACCGCCUGCACCGGGCCCGUACCAAACAGCAUGAUGGAUAACCAUGUUUUGCGUCUUCUCUAUUUAAUGAGGCUCGCGGACA
This is a messenger RNA of Desarmillaria tabescens, 627 nucleotides long. RefSeq lists its product as uncharacterized. The record is from RefSeq and is a predicted model, not a curated record. The transcript is spliced from 5 exons. Bases 43 to 579 code for a protein of 178 amino acids. Lineage: Eukaryota; Fungi; Basidiomycota; Agaricomycetes; Agaricales; Physalacriaceae.